Dreissena polymorpha is the source of this 4296-nucleotide messenger RNA. RefSeq names its product E3 ubiquitin-protein ligase RNF8-like. Gene Ontology annotation, biological process: protein K48-linked ubiquitination; double-strand break repair; ubiquitin-dependent protein catabolic process. The transcript has 11 exons. NCBI's taxonomy places the organism in Eukaryota, Metazoa, Mollusca, Bivalvia, Myida, Dreissenidae. Gene Ontology annotation, molecular function: ubiquitin protein ligase activity; nucleic acid binding; histone binding. The record is from RefSeq and is a predicted model, not a curated record. The coding region runs from base 76 to 1863 and encodes 595 amino acids. Gene Ontology annotation, cellular component: ubiquitin ligase complex; nucleus; site of double-strand break.
AUGGCAACAUUCGAAAUCAGAAUCCGAACGAAGCCGUCUUAAAUCUACAUUAAAACUAUAUUUUGCAUUUCAAUCAUGAGUGUUAAAAUGCAGUGCUUGAAACGCAUUGGUGAGAACGUAAAAAAGCACAAGCUGAUAAUUUUAGACGAGAAAGAUGAGAUUACAAUUGGAAGGAGUCCAGAUGUGACAGUCUGCAUCCUGUCAACAUUAAUUUCAAGAUGUCACGCUGUCUUAAAGAAAAAAGAAAGCGGGACAUGGACAAUACUGGACAACAAGAGUUUAAAUGGAGUCUUUGUGAAUGACAAGAAAAUUGAACCAAUGAAACCACAUGAUCUCAAAGACGGAGACAUGAUUCAGCUGGGAGUAAGAACCAGCCCCGAGGUACCCCCAGAGUAUGUAUAUCAGUACCAUACAGCUCUAACAGUGAAGAGAGCUCGUAAAGCUGAAGAUACCACAGAGGGCCCUGUGGAAAAGCGACCACGGACAGGGGAGGUUGAACCACUGCCACAGGCUACAACUAGCAACACUGUAGCAGCCUCCAGUAGGACGUUUGUUCGCAGCAGUGACCAGUCACCGUAUGGGUAUAGUCGAUAUUGCGAGGAGCUGAACAAGAAGGAAAAAGAUGCUGCAGCCAGGCUGGCUGAGAUGGAAGAGAAACUGAAAGAAAUGCAGGAGAAACUUCAGGCGAAGGAGAAUGUUGAACAAGAGAUGGCAGAGCAGCUGGAGAUGGAGAAGCAGUGUCGAGAGAGGCAGCUACAGGCCCUGGAGGACAUGAGACUGAAGGAGGAGCAGCUCAAGAAAGAGCUCCAGAUGAAACAGGCUGAGGUAGCCCUUGAGAAGCAGGCGCUAGAGGAGAGAAUGAGAGAGGAAUAUGAGGACUUGCUGUCUGUAAAGGAAGCCACACUCAUGGAGAAUUUGGAGUCGCAGAGGCAAGCACUAUUGAAGGAGAAAGAAGAGAUUGAGAAGCGCUUGAAAGAAGAGAUGGAAUCGGAGAGAGAAAAGGACAAAAAGCUCACGGAAGAAUUGCAAAAGCAGCAAAGUAAACUUCAGCAGGUUAUCGCCAAGAAGGAAGCCGAACAGAAGCUACUGGAGGUACAACUGAACGACACAAAGCUUGAGAAAGACCAGAAGCAGGAGGAAGCCCUGAGGGCAAGGGAGGAUGUGCUGUCAAAUUUUGCCGAACUUAUGGAGACGGAGCUGCAGUGUAGCAUCUGCAGUGAGCUGUUCAUCAAGGCCAUAUCUCUUAACUGUUCCCACUCGUUCUGCUGGCUGUGUAUACAGCAGUGGAUGAAGGUGAAGAAGGAAUGCCCAAACUGUCGAAUGCCCAUCUCGACCCACAUGCGCUCCAUAGUGCUGGAUAGCUACAUUGAGAAGAUGAUGGAGCAGUACUCGGGGGAGAUGAAGAAACGGCGGCAAGAUUUGGUUCAUAGCAGGAAAGUGGAGGAAGAGGAAUUCGAGGAAGCUAACAAACCCAAGCCCCCAGCUCCCGCUCCCAGGGGGCGUGGCAGAGGAGGAAGGCGUGGUCGUGGGGGGCGGGCCAGAGUAAGGGGUGGGGCAGCUGGACAGCAUAACGCACGACCCGCCCCCAUAAUAGUGUCAGACGAAGAUGAGAAUGAGGAUUACGUCAUGGUGUCUGACCAUGCUGAAGAAGUGGUCAUUGACCAUCGGGUCAAUUGGAGUGAAGAUGAUGAUGAUUUGGGUCUGGACCAGGUGGAUGGGUUGAGUUCUGAUAGCUUAGAUGACACUGACAGUGAUAUUGACAGUGACAUUAGUGGAGACAGCGGGGCGUAUUACGGGGGAUACGGGAGAUGUUUUACAUGUGGUUCAAGAGGUCACUGGUCAAACGGAUGUCCUUUAAGAUAAUAGAGAUAAACGUGAAACAAAGACAGACUGUAUUACCUACAAUGUAUGCAAGUUCCAGUAUGGCAGCAUGCUUGGCCAAUCCUUGAAAGCAAUCCCCAGCUUACUAGUUGCUAAGCCUAUGCCUCAAGUCAAGGGAAAUUCCAGCAUGCAGCUUUGUGAUCAUGUGAUUUUGUGUUGCUGCAAGUCGCAUUUUGUUACGUACACGAGUCAUGUAUAUGCAUUUGAUGUAUUUGCAAAUUUUUGUAUCAACCAUUUCAAGGGAGAAGCAUAAUUGUUUUUGCCAUUAUGUGUUCAAGUUAUUGAAUGUUUAGUACCAAAGAAAUAUGUGGGUUUUUGUUUGUUAAAACUUUUAGUUUCAAGAUAAUGAUGUAUUUUAUAAUUUAGUUUUAAGUAAUUCAUUCUAUGUGUUACGACAAAAAAUUGUAACAACAUAUCAAUAUUCUAAUUAUUUAAUGGGAUUGAUAAAGAGUGACUUUUAUUACACUGUACAGUUUACAUAUAUAUUAUUACAAUGUACGGUAUACAUAAAAUUGUGAUAAUGCAUACUUUGACAUGUCUGACAUUAAACUUUGUUAUUUGUCACUUUAAUGAUUUUUGUUAUGGAAAUAGACGAUUUUUUAAGGAAAAGAUUAUAAUGUAGGUUUUGUAGAAUUGCAAGUUCCAGAAAAUGUCUAUCUUUUUAUUCGAAAUUUUAACUUAUUAAAAAAGAGUAAAUGUAAAAUUCAUUUUUUGUCUCAUUUAAAUAUUGUCAGCAAAAUAAUCUGUAUAUAGGAUUUUGCAUGAGUGGUCGUUUUGUAUUGAAUUUAUUAAACUAGUCAUCAAAAUAAAGAUAAAAACGAGGCUAAGAUUCUAUUUAUAACAUGACCUACAAAUUUUCUUUUUAUUUUAUGCUAUUUUCACCGUUUAUUCAUAUUGUAAAAGAGUUUAACUGAAGAAAUUUGCUGGAAUAAUGACGUCAUUUCGUCAAAACAUGACGUCAUUUCAAAGUUAUAUAACUAGUGUAAUAACACUUGUGUAAUAAACAAAAUUGAGCAUAUAUAGAAUAUUAUGUGAGUUUUGGAUAAAGAUCAAGUUUAUCAUGCGAGGCUUAGAACCAGGGAUAGCGCGAGGCUUGCUGAGCGCUAACAAGGUUCAAACCGAGCAUGAUAAACUUGAUCUUUAUCCAAAAUUCACAUAAUAUUCUAUUUAUCCUAUUAUUUCCUCCCCAUUUCCAUUAAUUAUUAUCAAAUAUCUUAUUUUUUGACGAUUUUAUCUUUCCGUAGUUGACAAAAACAUAUUCACAAUUUUUGGAAAAACCCAAAUCUGAUUUUAAAAAAGCAAUAGUAUAAAGCUAAAGUUUAUACGAUUGUUGUUAUACUAUCGAUUUUCAUCUGGUUAUAGGAUUUAAUGUUAUUUCACUCCUGGAGCGUAGGUCAUGUUAUAACAAGACUAUUGUCAAGCAAUUUAAGUCCCCUUCUGGCUCCACCAUUGUCAGAAAUUCCACCAUUUUCAGAUUAUUAUUUUUUUUAUUUGUUGCCAUAGCAACCAUAAUUUUUGACUUGGAACAAAAUGAAAUGACGUGCGUAAUGUCCAUAUUGCCAUCUAUCCAUGUUUUAAGUUUCAUGAAAAAAUAUUAAGAACUUUAAAAGUUAUCGGAGGAUCCAGAAAACCACCAUUUCAGCAGUAUUUCUAGUCUAUUUGUUGCCAUAGCACCCAGAAUUUUUUUUACGUAGGAACGAAAUGAAAUGACGUGCAUAAUGUCCAUAUUGACAUCUAUCUAUGUUCCAAGUUUCAUGAAAAAAUAUUAAGAACUUUUAAAGUUAUCACAGGAUCCAGAAAAGUGUGACAGACUAACAGACGCACAGAGCAAAAACCAUAAGUCCCCUCCGGUGAAACGGGUAGGGUACUAAUAAGUGUUAUUGAAUGUUGUUAAUAUGGUUGUAAAUUUCUGAACAAAUAAAUGUUUAACUUAUUAGUGUAUGCUUGCAAUUUGAUCAUAAUUACAAUUUGAGUGUGUUAUUGCUUUUCUCCAUCAAUGUAUUACAUAAAAUUAUGAUGAGUAUGCUACAAUAUAGUAACAGGUAUUUAAAUGUUUCAAUAUCGUCAGAAAGCACAACAUGGUAAUGCAAUAAAUAUGCUUAGGAAAUUCCUACACAAAGCUAUGCAUGACUCAAUGUUAUAGCUAGUUACUUGUAAAGCAUUCACAGUAUUCAAAUUAUUAUAAUUACUUUCAACAGAUUAUUUGAUGAGGCCCUUUAUUUAUGUGUUCAUCAAUGUCUGUUAUCUGUCACAAAAAAGGCUAUAUUGUUUAAAUAGUAAUAUCAAUAACAUUUAUGACAUGCAAUGAUGUAUAUAACACCACUAUCAUAAAGUUGCAUCCGUUUUAUUAAUAUAUUCCAAUGUUAAGUAGUGAAUGUUUUAUAAAUUUAUUGAUGCAAUUAAAAAUAACAUUAC